This is a messenger RNA of Exophiala viscosa, 1157 nucleotides long. Its product is annotated as putative short chain oxidoreductase/dehydrogenase. The transcript is spliced from 4 exons. Gene Ontology annotation, molecular function: oxidoreductase activity. Lineage: Eukaryota; Fungi; Ascomycota; Eurotiomycetes; Chaetothyriales; Herpotrichiellaceae. The record is from RefSeq and is a predicted model, not a curated record. Bases 193 to 1053 code for a protein of 286 amino acids.
GACGCAAUUAUUUCCCAAAAGAGCCCGCCGUGGUACUUGAGAUACGCGGUUACUAAGCGGACAUAAGCACCCAGGGCCGUCGUUCUAUGCUAAACAAUCGCCGUUAUAGCGUUGUGAUAUAUACAGAAAAAACCUAACCCAUCUUCACUGCGGCGAUUUUAUCAGUAUUGACUAUACUCACUGUUGGGAAACAUGGGCAAGACCUGGCUCAUCACAGGCUGCUCUGCAGGGUUUGGCCUUUCUCUCACUAGGUAUAUUCUUGCACAAGGGCACAACGUGAUCGCCACGUCCCGGAAUCCAAGCAAGACGCCCGACCUGGUGAAAGAGAUAACAUCCAAACCCAAUGGCCGAUGGCUGUCUCUGGAUGUCACCUCUCCAAAGGAAAAGAUUGAGACAGUUAUCCAGGAAGCCGAGAAGGAAUUCGGUGGCAUCGAUGUGCUAGUGAACAAUGCAGGCUACAGUGUCCUUGGUGCCGCCGAGGACAUACCCGAAGAUAAGGCAAAGGCGCAAUUCGAAGUCAACUUCUGGGGAGCGAUCCGCACAACCCAAGCCAUUCUACCUCAGAUGAGAUCUCGUAAGUCUGGCACGAUCGUCAACAUCUCCAGCAUCGCCGGACUCGACGCUCAGCCGACGUGCGCGAUCUACGCAGCUAGCAAAUUUGCCCUCGAAGCAUGGUCGGAGUCUUUGUCUAGAGAGGUGGGGAGUCUUGGCCUGCGCGUCCUCAUCGUCGAGCCUGGUGCUUUCCGGACGAACUUUCUGACCAAGGACGCUGCUCCGAAGAUCCCGCCGAGUGAAGCCUAUCAGACUGGCGUGGUUCAGACAAUCAUGGAUAGAUUUGACACCAUGAAUGGUGCACAAAUUGGUGACCCAGACAAAGCUGCAAAGACAAUCUUCGAGGUAGUGUUGGGAACCGGAGUCGGUGAAGGCAAGACGGACCUGCUAAGGUUACCUUUGGGCCCGGAUUGCUAUGCCAGAGCUACGGACAGCAACAAACGACGUAGGGAAAAUCUGGAAGCCAUGCAGGAGAUAGCUUUGAGCACCAAUCUGCAUUGAUCGGAAGAAUAGAUGCACGUAGAUCAUGUCUGUCACGUUGAAGCAUAAAUGUCCGUCAUACCUAUGAAUGCGACGGGGCAGGGAGGGGAGGGCUAAAUGCGGGG